Molecule: messenger RNA, 7610 nt
Organism: Vicugna pacos (alpaca)
Lineage: Eukaryota; Metazoa; Chordata; Mammalia; Artiodactyla; Camelidae
Gene: GRIN2B
Product: glutamate ionotropic receptor NMDA type subunit 2B
Biological process (GO): monoatomic ion transport
Cellular component (GO): membrane
Molecular function (GO): signaling receptor activity; ligand-gated monoatomic ion channel activity
Source: RefSeq, a predicted model, not a curated record
GCACCGCCUGCCCCCGCCCGCUUCCCCUCCCCCGGCUCCCAUCAUCACCAACUGGAAUCUGGGCUCCUGCCUCUCCACCCCCCACCUUUUUUGAGAAAGGCAGGUCCCCCACCCCCUUUGAAAAACCACUUCCUUCGGCUUCUUCACCUCUAGGAAAUCUCGGGGCUUUGCUCUAUCGAAAGUGUUCGUGUGGGUGAUUUUUGAGCCCCACAACCCAGAAGUCCUGGCGUCCGAAUGCAUUUUCCUUUGCUUUGCAAAGAAGAGUCGUGAACUUCAAAACCCUCCGAGACGGAUUAUUAAUCCUGCUCUGCAGGAAAGGAAAACCCUCAAUCCGCGGCCAACGGCCACCCCUCUCCGGAGACCCUGCAAUCGCCGAGGCGCUCCGAGCCGGAAGGGGACGAUUUGGGAAUGACCAUGCUCCACGGAGGGACAGAGCCGGCCCCCAGCUUCUCUACACAGAGCCUCCUCCACUAAAGCUCCAAAAAUCAAAAACCGUAAUUGCCAGAAGAAUCAUUAAAAAAAAAUAGUCCAGCCACUAACCUCACAUGCAAACGGAAUAAUCACUCUGGAUUCUGCAUUGUGAGCUGCUCUCCAUAGCCUGCAUUACCUUUGAAUUCCAUUUUUUUUCUUUGAAUUUGCAUCUCUUCAAGACACAAGAUUAAAACAAAAUUCACGCUAAAUUGGAUUUUAAAUGAUCUUCCUUUUAUUUAUCCUUCGUCUUUCUUAUGUGGAUAUGCAAGCGAGAAGAGACGCCUGGACAUUCCCAACAUGCUUACUCCCUUAAUCUGUCCGUCUAGAGGUUUGGCUGCUACAAACCAAGGGAGUCGACGAGUUGAAGAUGAAGCCCAGAGCAGAGUGCUGUUCUCCCAAGUUCUGGUUGGUGCUGGCUGUCCUGGCCGUGUCAGGCAGCAGAGCUCGCUCUCAGAAGAGCCCUCCCAGCAUCGGCAUUGCUGUCAUCCUUGUGGGCACUUCGGACGAGGUGGCCAUCAAGGAUGCCCACGAGAAAGAUGAUUUCCACCAUCUCUCUGUGGUGCCCCGUGUGGAGCUGGUAGCCAUGAACGAGACAGACCCAAAGAGCAUCAUCACCCGCAUCUGUGAUCUCAUGUCUGACCGGAAGGUCCAGGGGGUGGUGUUUGCUGAUGACACAGACCAAGAAGCCAUCGCCCAGAUUCUUGACUUCAUUUCAGCCCAGACUCUCACCCCCAUCCUGGGCAUCCAUGGGGGCUCCUCCAUGAUAAUGGCAGACAAGGAUGAAUCCUCCAUGUUCUUCCAGUUUGGCCCAUCGAUUGAACAGCAAGCCUCUGUGAUGCUCAACAUCAUGGAGGAGUAUGACUGGUACAUCUUCUCCAUCGUCACCACCUACUUCCCUGGCUACCAGGACUUUGUAAACAAGAUUCGCAGCACCAUCGAGAACAGCUUCGUGGGCUGGGAGUUAGAGGAAGUCCUCCUGCUGGACAUGUCCCUGGAUGAUGGAGAUUCUAAGAUCCAGAACCAGCUCAAGAAACUUCAAAGCCCCAUCAUUCUUCUUUAUUGCACUAAGGAGGAAGCCACCUACAUCUUUGAAGUGGCUAACUCGGUCGGGCUGACUGGCUACGGCUACACGUGGAUUGUGCCUAGUCUGGUGGCCGGGGAUACAGACACAGUGCCCUCGGAGUUCCCCACCGGGCUGAUCUCUGUGUCCUACGAUGAAUGGGACUACGGCCUCCCUGCCAGAGUGAGGGAUGGAAUCGCCAUCAUCACCACCGCCGCUUCCGACAUGCUGUCCGAACACAGCUUCAUCCCCGAGCCCAAGAGCAGUUGUUACAACACCCACGAGAAGAGAAUCUACCAGUCCAAUAUGCUAAAUAGGUAUCUGAUCAAUGUCACUUUUGAGGGGAGAAAUCUGUCCUUCAGUGAAGAUGGCUACCAGAUGCACCCGAAACUGGUGAUCAUCCUUCUGAACAAGGAGAGGAAAUGGGAGAGGGUGGGGAAGUGGAAAGACAAGUCCCUGCAGAUGAAGUACUACGUGUGGCCCCGAAUGUGUCCUGAGACCGAAGAGCAGGAGGAUGACCACCUGAGCAUCGUAACGCUGGAGGAGGCCCCGUUUGUCAUUGUGGAAAGCGUGGACCCUCUGAGUGGCACCUGCAUGAGGAACACAGUCCCCUGCCAAAAACGCAUCAUCUCUGAAAAUAAAACAGAUGAGGAGCCAGGUUACAUCAAAAAAUGCUGCAAGGGGUUCUGUAUUGACAUCCUUAAGAAAAUUUCUAAAUCUGUGAAGUUCACCUACGAUCUGUACCUGGUUACCAACGGCAAGCAUGGGAAGAAAAUCAACGGAACCUGGAAUGGUAUGAUUGGCGAGGUGGUCAUGAAGAGGGCCUACAUGGCGGUGGGCUCUCUCACCAUCAACGAGGAGCGGUCGGAGGUGGUCGACUUCUCCGUGCCCUUCAUAGAGACCGGCAUCAGUGUCAUGGUGUCACGCAGCAAUGGGACCGUCUCACCUUCUGCCUUCUUAGAGCCAUUCAGCGCCGACGUGUGGGUGAUGAUGUUCGUCAUGCUGCUCAUCGUCUCGGCCGUGGCCGUCUUCGUCUUCGAGUACUUCAGCCCCGUGGGGUACAACAGGUGCCUGGCCGACGGCAGAGAGCCAGGCGGCCCAUCUUUCACCAUCGGCAAAGCUAUUUGGCUGCUCUGGGGUCUCGUGUUUAACAACUCCGUCCCUGUGCAGAACCCAAAGGGGACCACCUCCAAGAUCAUGGUGUCGGUGUGGGCCUUCUUUGCUGUCAUCUUCCUGGCCAGCUACACUGCCAAUUUAGCUGCCUUCAUGAUCCAGGAGGAGUACGUGGACCAGGUUUCCGGCCUGAGUGACAAAAAGUUCCAGAGACCUAAUGACUUCUCACCCCCUUUCCGCUUUGGCACCGUGCCCAAUGGCAGCACAGAGAGGAAUAUUCGCAAUAACUACGCAGAGAUGCACGCCUACAUGGGAAAGUUCAACCAGAGGGGUGUGGACGAUGCAUUGCUCUCCCUGAAAACAGGGAAACUGGACGCCUUCAUCUACGAUGCCGCAGUGCUGAACUACAUGGCGGGCAGAGACGAAGGCUGCAAGCUGGUGACCAUUGGCAGCGGGAAGGUCUUUGCGUCCACGGGUUAUGGCAUUGCCAUCCAAAAGGAUUCUGGGUGGAAGCGCCAGGUGGACCUUGCUAUCCUGCAGCUCUUCGGAGAUGGGGAGAUGGAGGAGCUGGAAGCUCUGUGGCUCACAGGGAUCUGCCACAACGAGAAGAACGAGGUGAUGAGCAGCCAGCUGGACAUUGACAACAUGGCGGGCGUCUUCUACAUGCUGGGGGCGGCCAUGGCCCUCAGCCUCAUCACCUUCAUCUGCGAGCACCUUUUCUACUGGCAGUUCCGGCACUGCUUUAUGGGCGUCUGCUCCGGCAAGCCUGGCAUGGUCUUCUCCAUCAGCAGAGGUAUCUACAGCUGCAUCCACGGCGUGGCCAUCGAGGAGCGCCAAUCCGUGAUGAAUUCCCCCACCGCCACCAUGAACAACACACACUCCAACAUCCUGCGUCUGCUCCGCACGGCCAAGAACAUGGCCAACCUGUCGGGCGUGAACGGCUCUCCGCAGAGCGCCCUGGACUUCAUCCGCCGCGAGUCGUCCGUCUACGACAUCUCCGAGCACCGCCGCAGCUUCACGCACUCCGACUGCAAGUCCUACAACAACCCGCCCUGCGAGGAGAACCUCUUCAGCGACUACAUCAGCGAGGUGGAGAGGACCUUCGGCAACCUGCAGCUGAAGGACAGCAACGUGUACCAGGACCACUACCACCACCACCACCGGCCCCACAGCAUCGGCAGCGCCAGCUCCAUCGACGGGCUCUACGACUGCGACAACCCGCCCUUCUCCACGCAGCCGCGGCCCGUCAGCAAGAAGCCCCUGGACAUCGGCCUCCCCGCCUCCAAGCACAGCCAGCUGGGCGACCUGUACGGCAAGUUCUCCUUCAAGAGCGACCGCUACAGCGGCCACGACGACCUGAUCCGCUCCGACGUGUCCGACAUCUCCACGCACACGGUCACCUACGGGAACAUCGAGGGCAACGCGGCCAAGAGGCGGAAGCAGCAGUACAAGGACAGCCUGAAGAAGCGGCCGGCCUCGGCCAAGUCCCGCCGCGAGUUCGACGAGAUCGAGCUGGCCUACCGCCGCCGGCCGCCCCGCUCCCCCGACCACAAGCGCUACUUCCGGGACAAGGAGGGGCUCCGGGACUUCUACCUGGACCAGUUCCGCCCCAAGGAGAACUCGCCGCACUGGGAGCACGUGGACCUGACCGACAUCUACAAGGAGCGCGGCGACGACUUCAAGCGCGACUCGGUCGGCGGCGGCGGGCCCUGCACCAACAGGGCGCACCUCAAACACGGGACGGGCGACAAGCACGGCGUGGUCGGCGGGGUCCCGGCGCCCUGGGAGAAGAACCUGACCAACGUGGACUGGGAGGAGCGCUCCGGGGGCAACUUCUGCCGCAGCUGCCCCUCCAAGCUGCACAACUACUCGGCGACGGUGGCGGGGCAGAACUCGGGCCGGCAGGCGUGCAUCCGCUGCGAGGCGUGCAAGAAGGCGGGCAACCUAUACGACAUCAGCGAGGACAACUCCCUGCAGGAGCUGGACCAGCCGGCCGCGCCGGCGGCCGUGACGUCGGGCGCCCCCGCCGGCAAGUACCCGCAGAGCCCGACCAACUCCAAGGCCCAGAAGAAGACCCGGAACAAGCUGCGGCGGCAGCACUCCUACGACACCUUCGUGGACCUGCAGAAGGAGGAGGCCGCCCUGGCCCCGCGCAGCGUCAGCCUGAAAGACAAGGGCCGCUUCCUGGACGGGAGCCCCUACGCCCACAUGUUUGAGAUGCCAGCCGGCGAGAGCUCGUUUGGCAACGGCAAGGCGGCGGCGCCCGCGGCGGGACACCCCCACCACAGCAACCCCAGCGGCGGCUACAUGCUCAGCAAGUCGCUCUACCCCGACCGGGUCACGCAGAACCCUUUCAUCCCCACUUUCGGGGACGACCAGUGCUUGCUCCACGGCAGCAAAUCCUACUUCUUCAGGCAGCCCACGGUGGCGGGGGCGCCGAAGGCCAGGCCGGACUUCCGUGCCCUGGUCACCAACAAGCCGGUGGUCUCGGCCCUGCACGGGGCGGUGCCAGGCCGUUUCCAGAAAGACAUCUGUAUAGGGAACCAGUCCAACCCCUGUGUGCCUAACAACAAAAACCCCAGGGCUUUCAAUGGCUCCAGCAAUGGGCAUGUGUAUGAGAAACUUUCUAGUAUUGAGUCUGAUGUCUGAGUGAGGGAAGAGAGAGGCGAAGGUGGGUACGGGAGGGUCGGGCUGUGGGCGUGUGGUGCGCAUGUCACGGAGGGUGACGGGGGUGCACUUGGUUCCCAUUGGCUCCUUUCUUGUCGUUUUAAUUUCGUUAUGGGAUCCUGGAGUUCCGAUUCCUUCUGAGGGCGACCCGGGUGUCCAGCACCACCUCUGCUCCCUUUCCGGUCCCCUCCCCCCUCCCCGUCUGUCCAUCAUUCCCCUUCCCAGUUCCCGCCAGAGGAUGCGGAGGGCUCGCUGGGCGGGCGAGGGCAAAGUGGAGAAGUGGCCGCACGCGAGCUUCCCCUGGCGCGGAAGGACUCUGCCACCCACUUCGAGUGCAGCGUGGAGAAGCGGAAGGAGGCCACGGGAGCGCAGGAUAGCUCUUCCCAAACUGAUCUUUAUGUUUAGGUGAGAAAGCAGAAGCAUCCAAAUAAGAUCAUUUAGCAUACCGCUUGAGAAUGAAAAGAGGCUUUUGCUAAAUUCUCGUUGCUGAGAUGGCGUCUGUUUGGGGAUCCUGCACCAGGCAGAGGGUGGGUGGCCAUGUGUGUUUAUAUAUAAGCCAAAAAGAUGUUUGCUUCAACUCCUCGAGACUUAGUGGUGGUGCAUUAGAGUGAAAGUCAUUGACUGACGGUGAAAAGUACACCAUAGCAGUGUUACCGGGUGCAUUGGAGGUGAGGGAGGAGGAAUUGCGUGUGCAUUUGUGUCCGUGUACACUUGCACACACGUGAGGUACAUACACACCUGGAGUCGGGGCCGAGUCAUGUGGAGAAGGCACCCUUGACUCAUAAUGCUGUUUCUUUCAAUAUCCAUUAGCAACGUGCUGAUUUUGGCUUAUAUACAAACAGAGAUGGUCUGUGUUACCAGAAUUUAGGCUGUCUCUCCCCUUCACCCUUCCUGCAUGAGGAGAAUGGAAGUUCUUGCUGGAGAAGUUGCCAAGGUCUAGACAAAAGCGUGGGUGACAACCCUACUGAAGCAAGGUACAACAAUAAUUCCUUCCCAGUUGCCAAUCCUUUCAACCAGUUUUCGGCCAAGAACUUUCCAGGAAGGCUAAAGGGAAAUGAAAGCAGCCAUGAUUCCUUGGCCCACAUGUGGGAGCAGAAGAUUCUGUAGGGCUCCUUUGAGCUUCUUAGACCCUUGGCUGGCCAGUGAUGGGGGAGGAGCUAAGCAAGGCUUUGAAGGAUAGAGGGGUCGUCUGUGGUGGGGUAAGUGAGAGAGGGGGAUGUUUUCAGUGCUUUGAUCCCUUCUUACUUAACCUGGAGCUGGGAGAGCAGGCUUGUCCCCCCCGAAUUGGUCACGGUCAAUGUGGAACAGGCAGCGAAGAGGAGUGAGCUUGUUCCAUGAGUACCGCUCAGGAAGCGUGGAGGGAAGGGAAGAGGCUUGGAAAGGGAAAGGGAGGCAGGGAGGGAUUCCCCCCGCUACCCCAUUGGGUCUGGCUCCCUGAGAAGGUGACCUUGAACCCAGUGUGGACACUCUCUGUAGAAGCCCCUCCACCUUCCUGCAACACCUCCUUACACCUCCUUUCCCUCCCAGAUUGUAUCAUUCAUGAAUAAAUAUAUUUAUACACACACACACACACACACACACACACACAACUCCAGGGAUGAGGGUACUUGCAGACGCGAUGCCCCCUUCACUAAAAGUUGGAAACUUGAGAAGGGUGAUGAAUACUUGUCACUGCCAGUCCUGAAACGUGGGGUAGGCGUGUUCUGUGGGUCAGAUCCACUGCCCCGCCAUCCUCCCCUCACCCAGGGUGGCAGCCAAAGAGCCAAAGGGUCGGUUUGGAAGCCUGACUGCAGGACCUCCAUGUUGCACACAGGACACAUAAACCAGAAAGGUGCUCAUCCUCCUCCGGAAGGAAGCUGCCGUGUCUCUUCGAGUCGCCCCGCCCCGACGCACCGCCCUCCCUCCCCCUCCCCCUGACUGCCGCCCCUGCCCUCCUCCUUGAUUUUUACCUCAGUAUCUUUCAUUUUCCAGCCAACCGAAGGCCUUGUAAAGUUUUGUUUUCUUUCUAGAACGAACCUGGGGGCAAGGGGCUGAACCUCUCCCAGAUCUGGAGAGAGGAGCACGGAGUGCUUUACCUUAGAUUCAAGGGAUGACUGAGAGCGAGGACAGAGGGCUUGAGUCUCCAGGAGGAAGAAGGCGAAGGGCCAUAGAACAUUCUUCACCCUGACUCUCGCGGGUCAGGGGCUCCUCCCCUCACUCCUCCUCUUACCUCACCCCUUUCAAAUAAAAACCAAACCAACUAACCUAGCGAACAGCAAUCUAGAACAAAGGGGGCGCUGUCAUCUCCGCCGGUGACAGA